Molecule: messenger RNA, 1620 nt
Organism: Belonocnema kinseyi
Lineage: Eukaryota; Metazoa; Arthropoda; Insecta; Hymenoptera; Cynipidae
Product: tubulin beta chain-like
Exons: 3
Coding region: 159-1490 (443 amino acids)
Biological process (GO): microtubule cytoskeleton organization; mitotic cell cycle
Cellular component (GO): cytoplasm; microtubule
Molecular function (GO): structural constituent of cytoskeleton; GTPase activity; GTP binding
Source: RefSeq, a predicted model, not a curated record
GAAGAGAUGACAUUCUGUUGUUUUUGGUAAUGACAUCCUGAGCAAAUUUAGAAAAUCUGUCGUCCUUCGAUUUCUAAGCCUCAAUCGAUCUGGAAAGGAAGAUAAGGGAAAAUUUGGGAUCCUUUUGAACUUGAUAAGAAUCUGAGGACCGGUCCGAGAUGCGUGAGAUUGUGCACAUCCAGGUCGGGCAGUGUGGUAACCAGAUCGGUGCCAAGUUCUGGGAGGUCAUCUCAGACGAGCAUGGAAUCGAUCCAAAUGGUUCCUACCACGGAGAUUCCGAACUGCAACUCGAGAGGAUCAACGUCUACUACAACGAGGCAGCUGGCAGCAAAUAUGUCCCUCGAGCAAUCCUCGUUGACCUUGAACCGGGUACCAUGGAUUCCGUUCGUUCCGGGCCCUUCGGUCAAAUUUUCCGGCCGGACAAUUUCGUCUUCGGUCAAUCCGGAGCCGGAAACAACUGGGCCAAAGGUCACUACACCGAAGGAGCCGAAUUAAUCGACUCAGUCCUUGAUGUCGUCCGAAAAGAAGCUGAAGGUUGCGACUGUCUCCAAGGCUUCCAAGUGACCCACUCUCUCGGGGGUGGCACCGGAUCCGGAAUGGGGACCCUGCUCAUCUACAAAAUCCGGGAAGAAUACCCCGACAGAAUAAUGUCCACCUUUUCGGUUGUACCUUCUCCAAAAGUAUCAGACACUGUUGUUGAACCCUACAAUGCGACCUUGUCAGUUCAUCAACUUGUGGAAAAUUCAGACCAGGCCUACUGCAUUGACAAUGAAGCCCUUUAUGAUAUUUGCUUCAGGACUCUGAAGCUCACGACUCCAACUUAUGGUGACUUGAACCAUCUCGUAUCAGCCACCAUGUCAGGGGUCACAACUUGUUUGAGGUUCCCAGGACAAUUGAACGCUGACCUCAGAAAAUUAGCGGUCAACAUGGUUCCAUUUCCGAGACUGCAUUUUUUCAUGCCAGGAUUUGCACCACUGACAUCUCGUGGGAGCCAACAAUACAGAGCAUUGUCAGUUUCUGAAUUAACUCAGCAGAUGUUUGAUGCAAAAAAUAUGAUGGCAGCUUGCCACCCAAGACAUGGAAGGUACCUAACUGUUGCGGCAAUCUUUAGAGGAAGGAUGUCCAUGAAGGAAGUUGAUGAGCAGAUGUUAAAUAUUCAAAAUAAGAACAGCUCCUACUUUGUUGAAUGGAUUCCUAACAAUGUGAAGACAGCCGUUUGCGAUAUUCCACCCAGAGGACUGAAGAUGUCUGCAACCUUUAUUGGAAACUCGACAUCAAUUCAGGAAUUGUUUAAGAGGAUAUCAGAGCAAUUUACAGCUAUGUUUAGGAGAAAGGCCUUUUUGCAUUGGUACACUGGAGAAGGAAUGGAUGAGAUGGAAUUUACGGAAGCAGAAUCCAACAUGAAUGAUUUAGUUUCAGAGUAUCAACAAUAUCAGGAAGCAACUGCUGAUGAUGAGGGCGACUACGACGAGGAGGAGCUUGAAGAAUAAUUGACGAACCGAGAGGCUUAGAAUCGAAUUUUUUAAAAUUAUACUAUAUUUUUGUACUACAGUUUUAUAACACGUAUAGUGUUUUGUAUACUGUUUUCGAUUUGUAUUUUGUCUUUUUAAUAGAGUGAGU